AUGUUGGGUACUGAUACUUGGCAUGCAGUUCGUUUUCUUGAUUUAUUUAAAUGGGAUUUGAGGGAAGGUUACCUUAUUUCGUCUUUGCCUAGAGUGAAUCGGAUGCAGAAUAUUGAUGCAAUGAUUAGACUUGUUUAUGCUUGCCUUAUUUAUUGGCUGGCCGGUAUGGUUGUUCUGUUUUUGCUUUGGGCGGUGGGUUGGCAGUUGCUUAAAAGGCUGUAUCGAUUGUAUAUAAGGUAUAAGACAGUUCGUUGGCAGACCAAUCAAACUGAUACGGCGGUUUGGAAUAUUUACCUGCAGGCGAAUAAAUCUUUCCUGCAAGCGUCUAAUUCACCGGACGCUAAAGAAGAUACGGUGAUUGUUUUCACUGAAUCUUCAUCCCCAGUUGCACCCGAUAAAAAGUCAACUCCACCUAUCAUAACAUCAACUCCACUCAAACCUCUUGUCCCACCUAAACCUAAACCUACUACUUCAACUUAA
Nematocida homosporus is the source of this 480-nucleotide messenger RNA. RefSeq lists its product as uncharacterized. The record is from RefSeq and is a predicted model, not a curated record. Bases 1 to 480 code for a protein of 159 amino acids. The transcript has a single exon. Lineage: Eukaryota; Fungi; Microsporidia.